AUAAACAAACAUUGCAAACAACAGACCAAAAUUAUGAAUUAAUCCGUUACAUCCGAAACAGCAGCGAGACAAUCUCCGUGGGAAUUAUAAUAGGUCUGUGCACACACAACGGUGAACCACGGGUGAACGGUUGCUGUGUGUGUAUUUAUAGCAUAGCAUCGAGACAGGUUCCUGGUUCAAGACAGGGCUAGGUCCAUUUUCUUUCCUCCAUGGUCCAUGUUGAAUUUGCCAACUAAGGUGCAAGCCACCUCUAGUUAAUAACGUGGUUAGGAGGGAUACUGUUGUAGAACAUCUUGAUAUUCUUGCAGGGGUACGACUUGGCCCCUAUUGCAGAGCAGAGGAAUCGAGACGAUCUUUCCGGCGUGUACUUUUAGCGGCCAUCAUGAACGGACGUCUUUGAGGGUACUUUAUAGUUCUUCGGAGUCCAACCCGGCAAUGGCGGUUGAUUUCGGCGGCGUGUGGAAGUUAGAGACAAACGACAAGAGCUUUGACGUAUUCCUGAAGGCUUGUGGGGUGUCCUGGGCCUGGAGGAAGGCCGCCUGCUCGGUGAAACCCACGGCAGUGAUCACUCAAAGGGGAGACGAGUUCGCCAUCGUCACCAAGACCUCGUACAGAACCCAUGAAGUGCGGUUUGUUCUCGGCGAGGAGUUCUUGAAUGUUAUCCCGUGGGAGGGUGAUGAUCACCGCAUGGUGGCAGAGUGGGACGGUGCUAAACUCGUAAUUCGAGUACUAGACCGGGAUGUGAGUUUCACCAGGGAGAUCGUCAAUGGCCAGUUAGUGCUGACACUAAGGUCUGGGGAUGUUUCCGCUAAGAGGGUCUUCACGAAGGUUGAAACUGAGUAAGCAGGACUUAGACAAGUCCUAUGUUACUCAAGGCAGUGACUUCUAUGACAACGUGUUUAGUUCUACUCCCUCAGGGUUCCUGACUCAGCUGACAACAGGCUCUAUAUGGUUCAACCAUCCAUGCCCUGUUUAACAACAACCGCUCAUCAGUUGACUCAAACUUCAGUUUAGUUGACUCAUGAUUCAGUUUAGUGGACUUAUGAUUCAGUUAAGUUGACUCAUGGUUCAGUUUAGUUGACUGGUGAGUUAGUUUAGUUGACUCAUGAUUCAGUUUAGUCGACUCACAUCUUAAUUAACUGAUAAUUUAGUUUAGUCACUCUUAGUUGACUCAUGAUUCAGUUAAGUUGACUCUUGAUUCAGUUUAGUUGGCCCAUGAUUCAGUUUAGUUGACUUAUCAUUCUGUUUAGUUGACUCGUGGGUUAGUUUAGUUGACUCAUGAUUCAGUUUAGUUGACUCGUGAUACAGCUUAGUUAUCUGAUAAUUCAGUUUAGUCAACUCAAUUUGUGCAUUUUACUUGAUAACGUUAUAACUAUAGGCUAAGCGACUUUUAUUUUUAUAUUUUCAAUAUUAUACGUACUGUAGGUUUGACAGAAACAAUUAAUUUGCAAAGCCUUACCAAGUUUAAUUAGGUGUCACUUUUAUUACUGUCAACAUUUUAUUAGAGCAUAAUGCACUGGACGGAAGUGUUUAUGUGCUGGCCUGUCUGUUCCUUGCUCUAUGGUCUGUCUGUGUACAGAUACAGGUAGUACACAAUAUAAUUAUUAGCCAAUAGUUGUUUAUGGCAUUCAUAUUCACUGAUGUAUAAAGGUCACUUGAAUAGAGUUACCUUAAAGGGGAACACAAUCCACUGAAAUAUUAUGUGUUCGUUUUUAUAUGACAAAUAAACCCUUUUUAUUUUA
Asterias rubens (European starfish) is the source of this 1742-nucleotide messenger RNA. Its product is annotated as fatty acid-binding protein, brain-like. Lineage: Eukaryota; Metazoa; Echinodermata; Asteroidea; Forcipulatida; Asteriidae. Gene Ontology annotation, cellular component: cytosol; nucleus. Bases 436 to 843 code for a protein of 135 amino acids. Gene Ontology annotation, biological process: fatty acid transport. The transcript has 2 exons. Gene Ontology annotation, molecular function: fatty acid binding. The record is from RefSeq and is a predicted model, not a curated record.